Molecule: messenger RNA, 4320 nt
Organism: Chroicocephalus ridibundus (black-headed gull)
Lineage: Eukaryota; Metazoa; Chordata; Aves; Charadriiformes; Laridae
Gene: DPY19L3
Product: dpy-19 like C-mannosyltransferase 3
Exons: 19
Coding region: 1427-3577 (716 amino acids)
Cellular component (GO): nuclear inner membrane
Molecular function (GO): mannosyltransferase activity
Source: RefSeq, a predicted model, not a curated record
UUAAGCAUUCCCCACAAAUGUACCACCUGCCUUGUUGCUCAAAAAAAUAAGUAUGGCUAGUCAGUUUGUUGUGAAUUGACUUACAGUAGAAAUUUUUAACUGGAGAGAUUAAUCAGAAGAAGAGGAAAAUCAUUCUGUUUGUUCUAAAAAAUAAUAAAUGUGCAAAGACCGAUACUGAAAAGUUUCCCAAUUUCUAAUGUCAGUGGCUUCAAAGCUCUGAAUUACCAGGAUGAUUACUAGUUACACAGUUUGCUUGGCAGCUCUGAGCAUGAUUUCUAUGAAUUUCAUGCCCCUUUUUGCUCAAAAUACCAACUCUGACAAUGAACCAAGGUUGUGGAAUGAAAAAUAAAAAAACACCUAAGUAUUGCUGGACUGUAAAAUGGUGAUGGAAAAUCAACUGAAUAUUGCCCUGAAGAAAUGAACUCUAUCCCUGCCUGUUCUACAGAAUUUGGAUGGAUUAUUGGGAAACCUGCUUUCUGUAAUAGGAUCUAGGAGUCCGCAUGCUGGUAAAGACUUUAAUGGGGGAUUUCUUUUCCUAGAGUAACUGUCUUUAAGGACACUACAAAUAAAAUUAACAACAAAGAAUUAUUUUAAGGGUAGGUCGUACUUGUUAGGUAGAAAAGAGUCUGGUGCUGCCGUUACCUUUCCGCUAGAGAUAAAGGUCUUUCCCCCCCUUGCAUGAUCAAGAAAUAGAACGGAGCUUACAACAAACUGAACACACAAUACACUUCUACUGAUCAGGAUUACAAUUUAAAUUCAAAAAUCACUUCACAUAUACUUGGAAAUACAUCUACUAGGGGUGGGAAGGCACCACUAAAAAUAAGUUUUACGUCACUAUUUUAGAAAACAAUCUUGCACGCCCGUUUAAGCCCAGCACGACCCGAAGCACCGGCUGCUCCCGCCCGGAGGAGGCAGACGGCCCCGGGCAGCCACGUUUAAACUAAUUAAAACCCUUUUGGGAUGGGGAGGGACGAGUUUGGGACUGGGGGCGAUUCUGCCCGCCUCAGCUUUCGCACACAACCUUCUUCCCGCCGUACUUCUUUUUCCGCAGAGCCCGAAAGCAGCCGGGCAAACCGAAGGCUCCCGCCGAGAAAGGUGCCGCCCCAGCCGUCGCCCGGCCCCGGCCCUCCGCCCGCCCACUCCCCACAGCCGGCAGCUCCUCCCCGACCGGGCCUUCCCCCUCCGCUGGCGGCUGCUGCCAGCCCACCGUCGCUCCCCUGCCCGCCGCCGAGCCCCCGGCUGCCGCAGCCCCUCCGCUCCGCCUGACAGGGGCGAACAAAAGGCGCCGCGCCCCGUCCCCCCCGCUCCCGGGCGGUUCCGCGCACCCAGCGCCCGUAGGAGAAGCCGCCCCGCCGCAGCGACCCGCGGCCCUCGGAGCUCCGGCAGGAGUCAGACUGAAGAAUAAUGAAUUAAAGUAACUGACAUCAUGACAACCGUAAGACAGAGAAGGGUUGGAAAAGGCACAGAAGCUGCUGAAGAUCAGCCUUCAGAGGAGAAGAAUGUGAAGCCUGAUGGGAAAACUCUGUCUGAUCAUACAGGUGGAAAGCUGUGGAACGUACUUUCAGUAAUUGUUGGUGGAAUUGUUGCCAUCUCUCUUGGACUUCUUACUUCUGUUUAUGUUGCUACACUGCAUGAAAAUGACCUGUGGUUUUCCAAUAUUAAGGAAGUCGAAAGAGAAAUUUCAUUCAGAACAGAAUGUGGGCUUUAUUAUUCCUACUACAAACAGAUGAUUCAGGCUGCUUCCAUCCAGCAAGGUUUACAUGGUUUAGUAUAUGACAAUAAAACUGAAUCUGUGAGGACAAUUAACAUACUUGAAAGAAUGAAUGUUUACCAGGAGGUGUUUCUCAGCAUUCUGUAUAGGAUUCUUCCAAUUCAGCAAUACCUAGAGCCCGUUUAUUUUUAUAUCUACACUUUGUUUGGACUUCAGGCAGUUUAUGUCAUUGCUCUGUAUGUAACAAGCUGGCUUCUUAGUGGAACGUGGCUUUCAGGGUUGUUGGCAGCUUGCUGGUAUGUUACAAACAGAAUAGAUACUACAAGAGUAGAAUUCACCAUUCCUUUACGAGAGAACUGGGCACUACCAUUCUUUGCUGUUCAGAUAGCAGCCAUCACAUACCUACUCAGAACUCAUUUACAGCCUGUUCAAGAAAGAUUGACCCUUAUGGCUAUAUUCAUAGCAACGUUUCUCUUUAGCCUGACUUGGCAAUUUAAUCAGUUUAUGAUGCUAAUACAAGCAUUGGCAUUAUUCAUACUGGACUGCUUUGACAUGCUUCCCACAGCAAAGGUUACAUGGCUCUAUAUCAUUCAGAUUUCUGGAUUGCUGCUAGUGUGUGUCCUACAGUUUUUUAAUUCUAUGAUUCUUGGAUCAUUACUUUUAAGUUUUAAUGCUUCUGUCUUGAUAGCAAGAACAAUCCAGAAAAACCUAAAAAAGGGCGGCUUGCUUAACAGGCUUGUGCAACUUAUCCUCCAUGUACUAUUAGUCUUGUGCUUCACUCUCCUAAUAAAUAAAUUCAUAAAGAAAAUUCUUAAUCUGGAGUCAGAUGAACAUAUAUUCAAAUUCCUGAAAGCAAAAUUUGGAUUUGGGGCAACAAGAGAUUUUGAUGCUAACCUGUAUCUUUGCGAAGAAGCUUUUGGUUUACUACCAUUAAAUACUUUUUCAAGACUCUCGGAUACGUUACUUUUUUGCAUCUACGUAUUUGUUCUCUUCCUUAUGACAGUAGUAGCUGUAAUUGUUGCCUUUCGGAACCUCAGUGGUUCAAAUCAGGUCCAGUUAAUGGAAAAAGUGGAAGAAUGCACAAUAACACUGAAACCUGAUGCUGCUUACAACUUAAUUCACACAGUUCUUUUUGGGUGUCUGGCAUUAAGCACAAUGAGAAUGAAGUACCUCUGGACAUCCCACAUGUGUGUAUUUGCAUCUUUUGGCCUGUGCAGUACGGAAAUAUGGAAACUUAUCCUGAAGUGUAUUCAUCUCUACACAUCACGAAGGACACAUGUGAUUAAGUAUUCUAUACCAAUAAUUACAUUGCUAUACAUUUCAUAUAAGUUCUGGCCCGGAAUAAUGGAUGAACUGUCAGAGCUGAGAGAAUUCUAUGACCCAGACACUGUGGAGCUGAUGAACUGGAUUAAGUCAAACACUCCAAACACAGCAGUGUUUGCUGGGAGCAUGCAGCUAUUAGCAGGCGUCAAACUGUGCACAGGACGGACAUUAACUAAUCAUCCCCAUUAUGAGGAUAAGAAUCUGAGAGAGAGAACAAAACAGAUUUAUCAGAUCUAUGCCAAGAGAUCUCCUGAGGACGUUUACAGAAUUCUGCGAUCCUUUGGCACAGACUAUGUGAUCCUAGAAGACAGCAUUUGUUAUGAAAGAAGACACAGUAGAGGCUGUCGGUUACGUGACUUACUUGAUAUAGCUAACGGCCAUAUCAUGGAUGGUUUGGGAGAGAACGAACCCGAUUUGAAACCUUCAUUGUAUCCUCGCUUCUGUGAGGAAAUUAAAAAAAACCUGCCUUCUUAUACCGUACACUUCACUAGAGUGUUUCAAAACAAAACAUUCCACGUUUACAAACUUGCUAAGCAUAAAUAACAUUUCCCACCACGGCUUCAAGUUCAGUAUUAUACUGCUAGGACCCACGUUAGAAAACACAGAAGUUGUUUACAAACGUGUUACAUUUGUAAGACAUUUUACAUUCAUGGUUUCUUGUCUAAUUGCAGUGAUUUUUUUUUUAAGACAGUUUAGUUUUGAUAACGUUCUUGAUGUUGCCAAAAUUUUCAUAGAUUCAUAAAUAAACGCUAGCAGGGACCAUUCUGAUUAUGAAGUCUGACCUUCUGAACACCUAGGAUAUAAUUGUUUUCCAGUUUUAACUGAUUGGAAGACACAGAGAACGAGCAGCCCACCUGAGCACAGCAGAACAGCUGGCCCGUCGGGUUCUGCUCAGCAGUUUGGGUUUUUAUUAUGAAGUGAUAGAACUUCAAUGAAAGCAGGCCAUGCUGCUCCUACACUGAGUAGGCGUUAUUCUUGUGAAUCCUGAAAAUAGUCACAAAAACGAAGUUUUGUCUUACAAUCUGAUCCUCUUCGACAGAUCCGUGUGCUCUUUUAGUGCCUCUUUUUUGACUUCUUUGGGAAUGUGUGCGGAUAUGAGUUUCCAAGCUUGUGAGUGUGAGUGCAGAAUCAGGGAGUGCAGAAUCAGCCAACAAGUUGGAAGAGUAAAAUUUCAAUCAUUGUCCCACAUUUUUAGUAACACAGAAACAUACUGUUUUAUAACGUUAAGCAUUUAAUGAUGGAGUGUUACGUAUUUCUAAUGAGAAUAAAGGUUGGAGCAUGCUUGA